CUAAUAUGUAGGACCUUCUCGUUAUAUGAUGUGCUGUUAGUCAAUUUUUGACCCUCCAAGCGAGUCAUUGUCAUGGCUUAGAAGUAGAUGGGAAGCGGAAGGAGCUGGCAUCCAUCCUCGUGUCGUCGGAAUGGGGUACGGAAAUAGCGAGCUGCUCUUCAGACGCAGUUGCAGGGAAGAGGAAGUCAGUCUCAGAGGUGUCUUCAAUAUAUCUAUGCGAAGAACUGAAAUAUUAACCGAGUAGCUACUUACAAUAAUAGAGAUAUUACCGAAAGAAGAGCAACGUAGUGGAUACAG
Molecule: messenger RNA, 297 nt
Organism: Amoebophrya sp. A25
Lineage: Eukaryota; Dinophyceae; Syndiniales; Amoebophryaceae
Source: the annotation of a GenBank genome assembly